Molecule: messenger RNA, 2355 nt
Organism: Schistosoma margrebowiei
Lineage: Eukaryota; Metazoa; Platyhelminthes; Trematoda; Strigeidida; Schistosomatidae
Source: the annotation of a GenBank genome assembly
AUGUGCAUCUUGUCGUUAUACACAAGUAGCAUUUCGUGCACUAUUACUACUACUACUACUACUACUACUACUACUACUACUACUACUACUACUACUACUACUACUACUACUACUACUACUACUACUACUACUACUACUACUACUACUACUACUACUACUACUACUACUACUACUACUACUACUACUACUACUACUACUACUACUACUACUACUACUACUACUACUACUACUACUACUACUACUACUACUACUACUACUACUACUACUACUACUACUACUACUACUACUACUACUACUACUACUACUACUACUACUACUACUACUACUACUACUACUACUACUACUACUACUACUACUACUACUACUACUACUACUACUACUACUACUACUACUACUACUACUACUACUACUACUACUACUACUACUACUACUACUACUACUACUACUACUACUACUACUGCUACUACUACUACUACUACUACUACUACUACUACUACUACUACUACUACUACUACUACUACUACUACUACUACUACUACUACUACUACUACUACUACUACUACUACUACUACUACUACUACUACUACUACUACUACUACUACUACUACUACUACUACUACUACUACUACUACUACUACUACUACUACUACUACUACUACUACUACUACUACUACUACUACUACUACUACUACUACUACUACUACUACUACUACUACUACUACUACUACUACUACUACUACUACUACUACUACUACUACUACUACUACUACUACUACUACUACUACUACUACUACUACUACUACUACUACUACUACUACUACUACUACUACUACUACUACUACUACUACUACUACUACUACUACUACUACUACUACUACUACUACUACUACUACUACUACUACUACUACUACUACUACUACUACUACUACUACUACUACUACUACUACUACUACUACUACUACUACUACUACUACUACUACUACUACUACUACUACUACUACUACUACUACUACUACUACUACUACUACUACUACUACUACUACUACUACUACUACUACUACUACUACUACUACUACUACUACUACUACUACUACUACUACUACUACUACUACUACUACUACUACUACUACUACUACUACUACUACUACUACUACUACUACUACUACUACUACUACUACUACUACUACUACUACUACUACUACUACUACUACUACUACUACUACUACUACUACUACUACUACUACUACUACUACUACUACUACUACUACUACUACUACUACUACUACUACUACUACUACUACUACUACUACUACUACUACUACUACUACUACUACUACUACUACUACUACUACUACUACUACUACUACUACUACUACUACUACUACUACUACUACUACUACUACUACUACUACUACUACUACUACUACUACUACUACUACUACUACUACUACUACUACUACUACUACUACUACUACUACUACUACUACUACUACUACUACUACUACUACUACUACUACUACUACUACUACUACUACUACUACUACUACUACUACUACUACUACUACUACUACUACUACUACUACUACUACUACUACUACUACUACUACUACUACUACUACUACUACUACUACUACUACUACUACUACUACUACUACUACUACUACUACUACUACUACUACUACUACUACUACUACUACUACUACUACUACUACUACUACUACUACUACUACUACUACUACUACUACUACUACUACUACUACUACUACUACUACUACUACUACUACUACUACUACUACUACUACUACUACUACUACUACUACUACUACUACUACUACUACUACUACUACUACUACUACUACUACUACUACUACUACUACUACUACUACUACUACUACUACUACUACUACUACUACUACUACUACUACUACUACUACUACUACUACUACUACUACUACUACUACUACUACUACUACUACUACUACUACUACUACUACUACUACUACUACUACUACUACUACUACUACUACUACUACUACUACUACUACUACUACUACUACUACUACUACUACUACUACUACUACUACUACUACUACUACUACUACUACUACUACUACUACUACUACUACUACUACUACUACUACUACUACUACUACUACUACUACUACUACUACUACUACUACUACUACUACUACUACUACUACUACUACUACUACUACUACUACUACUACUACUACUACUACUACUACUACUACUACUACUACUACUACUACUACUACUACUACUACUACUACUACUACUACUACUUCUGCUGUAGUCUUCAUAUUACCGGUACAAAUUUAUGUAACAAAUGUUUAA